AUGAAAUUCUCGCUCACCUCUAUGAUCGUGUCUGCCGCUGUGAUGGCUGGUGUCGUUACCGCGUACAACCCCAUCGGCCUGCCCUGCGCCACCCCUGGUGUUGUUGGGUGCGGACAGGACGCAGGUUUUAACUCUGGGAACGCAUUUAUCUACGACUGUGAUUGGACAGGCACGAUCGUAUUUGGUGCAGGCUGCAAUUGCGCCGGUUGCUGUGUCACUGCAACCAACGGCGCAAAACAAGAACAAUUCCUCGCUGUGAAACAUCCCCCAAAAGGAGCAUUCCUGCAUGGACAAGUCAAGCUGCACUUGACAGUGAUAGGAACUUGCCUAUCCAUUUACAAGGCGGUAACGUAUGAUGAGUAUUGCAGCAACAGGAACUUGGUACCAUGCUCCUUCAUCACCGACUCCAUGAGAUACGGGAAGAAAGCUCUCAAAGUAGAGACGGUCCUCCAGAUCUCCAGACCUGGAGUGGCACAUCACAAAAUGAAGACAAUCCGGAAAUCAGAGGUUUUAGACGGAAUAGGUAAUUCCGAACAAGCGUUCAAUGAGUCCCACAUAGUGCUAGUACUUGUGUCUUCCGAAACUCAGAGUUCCGAUACAUAUCAGCGUAACUUCGUUCAACGUUCAACCCCAGUGAAAAACGGUCCUAGCCAUAUCUAUGGCAAACGACGGUAA
Messenger RNA from Suillus clintonianus, 675 nucleotides. RefSeq lists its product as uncharacterized. The coding region runs from base 1 to 675 and encodes 224 amino acids. The transcript is spliced from 6 exons. The record is from RefSeq and is a predicted model, not a curated record. Lineage: Eukaryota; Fungi; Basidiomycota; Agaricomycetes; Boletales; Suillaceae.